AUGGCUGAUUUAUUCUCUGUUUAUUUGCAUCAAAUUGCAGCACCGAAAGCGCUUGCAUUACGAAGGCCUAGUUUUUGUGUCAAGCAAAAGCAGCUCUCCGUAAAUAUCUCGAUUUUUGGUAAACUUCCAGGUUACGUAAGGAUUUUUGGAGUGUUUGAAUGUCCGAGCAGAGCGCAAUAUUUCGUUCAUACUCCGUCAACGCAACGUGAAUGUUUUUCUGGACUUGCCGUUGGCGCCGCGUUCAACGGUCUUCGGCCAGUAUGUGAAUUUAUGACGUUUAACUUUUCGAUGCAGGCUGUGGAUCAAAUGAUUAAUUCUGCUGCUAAGACGCACUACAUGUCAGCAGGAAGGAUAUCAUGCCCCAUUGUAUUUCGUGGUCCUAAUGGUUCCGCUGUAGGCGUCGCUGCCCAGCACACGCAAGAUUUUUCUGCGUGGUUCUCAUAUUGUCCUGGAAUUAAGGUAAUUGCACCGUAUAGUGCAGAGGACGCUAAAGGGUUGUUGAAGGCUGCCAUUAGGGACGAGUUACUAAUGUACGAAAUAGAUUGGCGUCAUGUACGUGUCAAAAUGCUCAGUGUUAUUCUUUGUUUACUUUUAGUUGUAUUUCUGGAAAAUGAAGUGCUGUAUGGGCGUUCGUUCCCUUUUUCUGACGAAGUGCUAAAGGACGACUUCGUGCUGCCAAUAGGAGUGUGCAGAAUUGAGAGGUACCCUUUUAUGUGCAUACAUGUUACGAUAUGUGUUUACUUUUUCAGAGAAGGGAGUGAUAUAACGAUUCUUUCAUUCUCGAAAGGUGUUGAAUUAUCUCUUGAGGCUGCGGAGGAACUCAGCGCUCUCUGUGUCUCUGCCGAAGUGGUCAAUCUUCGAACUUUGUGCCCUCUUGAUUUUGAAACGAUUAAGAAUUCGGUGGCGAAAACUCGUCACUUGGUCACUGUUGAGCAAGGAUGGCCAUUUGCAGGUAUUGGAGCUGAAAUUUGUGCCCAGGUGAAUGAGGAUGUUGCAUGGAAAUACCUGAACGGUCCAAUUCUUCGCGUCACUGGAGCAGAUGUACCAAUGCCAUACGCUGAGCAUCUUGAGGUGGAAGCACUCCCAAGCAUUAACAAUAUUGUGGCUACAUGUAAGAAGAGUCUCAACAUAUAG
Molecule: messenger RNA, 1134 nt
Organism: Angiostrongylus costaricensis
Lineage: Eukaryota; Metazoa; Nematoda; Chromadorea; Rhabditida; Metastrongylidae
Source: the annotation of a GenBank genome assembly